Molecule: messenger RNA, 1481 nt
Organism: Lactuca saligna
Lineage: Eukaryota; Viridiplantae; Streptophyta; Magnoliopsida; Asterales; Asteraceae
Source: the annotation of a GenBank genome assembly
AAACCCCCAAAGGGAUCCUCCCUCCACACCAUUUCCUUCACGGCGGCGUUGCAUUCCCCUCCUUCCUCCACCUGAAAUCUCGUCGCCGACUAAUAUUCAACGGAGAACUCAACCAUGUCUCUCUUCCCAACAUCUCUCCAACAAUGCCCCAUCAUCGGUGGUGGUUUCACUCAAUCGUCAUUUCUUUCUUCUACUAAAGUUUCCGUCAAAUUCCAUAUCUCAUGUUGCACCCUCCCAUCUCCGAUGACCCAUGUUAACGGAAAUGCUGAUACGACAUCUACCGAGAGGAGUGAGAUUAGGCUAGGUUUGCCGAGUAAAGGUCGAAUGGCAACUGAUACGCUGAAUCUCCUUAACAACUGUCAAUUACCCGUGAGACAUCCAAACCCUAGGCAAUACGUAGCUGCUAUAACUCAGCUCGCAAAUUUAGAGGUCUGGUUUCAGCGUCCAAAAGACAUUGUACGAAAGCUGGUUUCAGGAGAUCUAGACAUCGGCAUUGUUGGUCUUGACACAGUAAGCGAAUAUGGAGAGGGUAAUGAAGAUCUAAUCGUUGUUCAUGAUGCACUCGCAUACGGAGAAUGCCGUUUAUCUCUUGCUGUUCCAAAACAUGGGAUCUUCAAGGACAUCAAUUCUAUUGAGGAGCUAGCACAAAUGCCUAAUUGGACUGCUGAGAAGCCUCUACGAGUUGCUACUGGUUUUACUCAUUUAAGUCCAAAAUUUCUGAAAGAAAAUGGUAUUCACCAUGUCUCCUUUUCAACUGCUGAUGGAGCACUGGAGGCAGCUCCUGCCAUGGGAAUUUCGGAUGUCAUUGUGGAUCUUGUUAGUAGUGGAACCACAUUGAAGGAAAACAACAUGAAAGAAAUUGAAGGGGGGGUGCUAUUAAGAAGUCAGGCGGUUAUGGUUGCUAGCAAGAGGUCGUUGCUUCAGCGUAAAGGUUUGCUAGACAUAACCCAUGAAAUGCUUGAAAGAUUUGAGGCUCAUAUAAGCGCGCUUGAUCAAUAUACAGUAGUGGCUAACAUGAGGGGAUACAACGAAAAGGAAAUAGCUGAGAGACUUCUGACUCUACCAUUAUUAUCUGGCCUUCAGGGUCCAACUAUAAGUCCGGUUUUUGGGUACACAAAUUAUUAUGCUAUAGUCAUUUGUGUACCCAAAAAUUUGCUGUACAAAUCAGUUCAGCAGCUAAGAGCUAUUGGAGGCAGUGGAGUUUUGGUGUCCCCUUUGACCUACAUUUUCGAUGAAGAAACUCCAAGAUGGCGUAACCUUCUCUUAAAGCUUGAGCUUUAAGUUGAAACAAACACUUACUGUUUGUAAUAACAUGAGUUGGUUUGUAGGUUUCUGUUGAGGAGUAAUUUGCUCAUGUUGUAUCUUAAUAAUGUGUUCCCUUCGGGAUGUUGUUUGCAGUUUCUUUAUCGUGUUAUGUACUUUUGGUGCAAAAGUAUUGUGUUUCCUUCAAGAUGUUGUAUCUUUAUAAACUUGUUUCCUUC